CGACUAGAUGGACAAAUUUUCCAACAGCAGAAAAAUGGAGAGCAGCAAAGAUCGAACAGUCUAAAGUGAGUUUCCCACAGCCAGCUGAUCCCGAUCCUGAUCUUGACCCAGUAGAGUCUUCCUCAGCGUUACCCCCUCUGCCUCCUCCAUGCGCUGAGCGGAUCAGCUGACCGCCAGAACUUCUCAGCAGUCCAGUCUCUCGUGACGUCCGCUAGUCUUCUGCCCCCUCUGCCCUCCUCCAUGACUGGGGCUCAGGGAAGCAGCUGACCUCUCACCCCCUCACCUCUGACCCCGACCCCAUGGCCCAGAUCUCCAGUGGCAACGGGCUGCACGCGGGCCCGCGUUCGGGGUCGCCUGGCGUGAUGCGCCCCCGGGGGGGCGUGGUGGGCAAGGAGGAGGCGCUGAGGAUGGAGGAGGAGGCCCUGGCACGCCUGCAGCGCGAGAAGAGACACACACUCCCCGCCACCGCCGCCUCCGCCUCCGCAUCCGCAUUGUCUUCAUCUCCAUCCUCCUCGUCCUCCUCACACAUUUCCACCAGUAGGUCCUCCAAGAAGCUAGAUGGCGCUCUGCGUGCGCCUCAGCUUGGCGCCCCUGGGGCUGCCGGCACCUCUGGCCGCGCGGAGAGGGACCUGAUCUUCUUCCCGGAGGCGGACGGCGGCAGGAAGGGCGGCGGCAGCGAGAGGGACGCGCUCAAGAACAUCGACGUCAACAAGCUGACCAAUGAGGAGCUGGAGAAGAUCCUAUUGGACACCUCCUUCGACACCAACAGCAAGGCGCCACGCCCCUCCUCGUUGCUGGGCUGCAACCUGAGUGCCUCGUACCCUGGCGGAGUGCCCCACGCGUACAGCCCCGUGCCUUUUCAACAGGUGGCGAGCUCACCAUGGACCUCCAUCUCCUCCAUCUCCUCUGUGUCCUCCAACUCUUCGGCCCUGUCCACCCCUACGCACCCCCAAGCCCCAGGAGGGGGGGUGUUCCCCGCCUUCCCCAAACCUGUGGGCGCCUGCGUCUCCACCUUCACCAACGGAUACACGCCUCCCAUGUCCCACGCCACCUUCCACCACCUACCCAUGCCCAGCUUCCAGCAGCCAGCCUUCCUGCCCUUCGCGCCCAUACAGGUGUACCAGCCGGCCGCGGUCACGCCCGAGAUGGCCAAGCUCUUCGACAAGAUCACUAGUACCUCGGAAUACCUGCGCAGCGAGAGGUCGUCCAGCAUGGACUCGGACUCCACGCCCGCGCCCCCCAAAUCCCUGGAACCAGCGCCAGCGCCCUCCGCACCGGCCGCCGAACCGCCAGCCAUCAGCCGAUUUGAUUGGCUGGACCUGGACCCCCUCAGCAUGCGCAGGGGGGAGCAGGAGGAGGGUGGGGGUGCGGGUGGGGGGCCGGCGGGGGUGUCCGGUACACACAGGCCCGGUGCUAGUGGUGGUAACGGGGAGGUGGGGGGAGGAGGGGCGUGUGCUGUUGCUAGGGACCCCUGGGAUGCCGUGCUAUUGGACGAGCCAGAGGGGCGGAGUAAAGGAGGGCCGGGAGCAGGUGAGGCACCUGAGCAGGUGACAACGCCUGGCGUCUCUCAGCAGCGCAGGGCCUCGACUGGGACGCCGGUCACCAGAAGCCAGUCCCUCAACAUCUCAACCAAUCACCAGCUCAAUAAGGGAAGUGCGAAAGUGCUCACCAAGUACCCCACCCUUCUGGAUAAGGAGGCCCAGAACUUGGAAGUUGUGGCUUUCUGUGAAGACAUCGCAACACUGAGGUCAAAGUUCGUGCACGGUGACCUGGUGACGAACCCUGGCUACGUCCUGAGCCCGGUGAUCCCCCAGCCCUCGGAGGGCGGCGACAACAGCAGCGGUGUGAAGGUCUCCAUAGAGAUCUCUGACUCCCAGGAACCGGUCACGUUCACAUGCGAUGGUGAGUUCAUUAUCGCA
This is a messenger RNA of Engraulis encrasicolus (European anchovy), 1919 nucleotides long. RefSeq names its product phosphatidylinositol 4-phosphate 3-kinase C2 domain-containing subunit alpha-like. The record is from RefSeq and is a predicted model, not a curated record. The annotation marks the transcript as partial. The transcript is spliced from 7 exons. Lineage: Eukaryota; Metazoa; Chordata; Actinopteri; Clupeiformes; Engraulidae.